Molecule: messenger RNA, 1573 nt
Organism: Manacus vitellinus (golden-collared manakin)
Lineage: Eukaryota; Metazoa; Chordata; Aves; Passeriformes; Pipridae
Gene: RAB19
Product: RAB19, member RAS oncogene family
Exons: 4
Coding region: 23-667 (214 amino acids)
Cellular component (GO): trans-Golgi network
Molecular function (GO): GTPase activity; GTP binding
Source: RefSeq, a predicted model, not a curated record
GCAGGCCCGCCCGGGAGCCGCGAUGCCGUUCCCCAGCUCCGGCGCGGACGAUGCCUUCGACUACUUGUUCAAGAUCAUCCUGAUCGGGGACUCCAACGUGGGGAAGACCUGCGUGGUGCACCGCUUCAAGACGGGGCAGUACAACGAGAAGCAGCAGAACACCAUCGGCGUCGACUUCACCGUGCGCUCGAUGGACAUCGACGGCAAGAAAGUAAAGAUCCAAGUGUGGGACACAGCUGGCCAAGAACGCUUCCGGACAAUAACCCAGUCUUAUUACAGGAGUGCCCAUGGGGCCAUCCUUGCCUAUGACCUUACUAGGAGGUCCACAUUUGAAUCCAUUCCUCACUGGAUUCAUGAAAUUGAAAAGUAUGGUGCUGCAAACUUGGUCAUGAUGUUAAUUGGGAACAAAUCAGACUCACUGGAUAAGCGCCAGGUCCUGUUUGAAGAUGCCUGCACGCUGGCAGAGAAGCACGGGCUCUUAGCUGUACUGGAGACAUCAGCAAAAGAAGCUCAAAACAUAGAAGAGGUGUUCAUGUUAAUGGCUAAGGAGCUAAUAGCCCGAAAUACCUUACAGCUUCAUGGAGAGAACCCUCCAAACAGCUUCUGUCUUGAUUCCAAGCCAGUGAUUGCCAGUCCAAGUGUGGAGAAGGCCCAGUGCCCCUGUUGAAGAGAAACUUCAGGAAGAGCUUGGAAAUUGUCAUUCUUCUGAGGCUGUUUGAUGCAAUUGUAUUCAAUUGAUGAAAGUGUCCUCUCUGGCCUCAAGCCAUGUCUCUUGAUAUCUCUACCUUGGAGUUUGGCUUGUAAGUAUUUUCAGAGAUCAUUGUUGCUGUUGGUAGCACAGGUUGCUUUAAACGUGGCAAUGAGCUGAGAGGACUCAGGAAGCUGCCAGCCCUUGCCUUAAUCAAAGAGAACUAUAAAAACUAUUGCCUUUAAUUAUAGCCUUUGAAUGUUUUUCUGGCUGUGUCAGAAGAUGAAUUUGCACCGGAGCUGUGUGUUAAUUUGACCCUUCUGAGCUAUGUUGCUGGUUCUAAGUGCAAGCACUUUCCGCUCUGCCCGUAGCUGUAAGAAGUCUGACACAUGCUGCUUAAACUUUCAUUUAGGGGCUGUCCUGAUGUCAGGCAUGUAGCCACUCAUCCCAAGGGACUUAAUAACAUUUGUGAAAGAACAAGUGGAGACAUCCCUGGGGUUACAUGGCAGGCAGAACAGGAUACACUUCUUCCUGGGGUCUAACAGGCUCCCUUCUCCUCCUUCAAGAAACUAGUCUUAAACACCUCCCCAUUGUGCAACUAAACCAGGAGCAUGACCUCUUCUGGUUGGUUCUGUUUGGCAUCUUCCACACGGCCUUUGGGCAGUUACACUGAAUGGUUUCUGCAGGGACACUUUUCAAGCUGUCCUCGCCUGAAUGAAGAACAAGCUGCAGCAGUUGCUAACAAGGUUCUUCAGAGAGUAUACUGGUAAUGGUAUUAUUCAUGAGGUAAUACAUGAAGCCAUAAACUUUAAAAAAAACCCCUUUACUGUGGCAUGUUAUUAUAGACUGUGAGAACCACUAGAUUAAAAUACAAACUCGGUGUAA